Molecule: messenger RNA, 2961 nt
Organism: Carica papaya (papaya)
Lineage: Eukaryota; Viridiplantae; Streptophyta; Magnoliopsida; Brassicales; Caricaceae
Source: RefSeq, a predicted model, not a curated record
AUGGCUAACUCAAUGCUUUAUUCUGAUAUUCUGCUAUUGUACUUCGGCUUCACAUUAUCCCUCAGCUUUUCUUUUGUUUCCUCCGCGACCAGUGUGAAGGAAAACCAGAUAGAUCGACUGGCAUUGCUGGCUAUAAAAUCGAGGAUUGAUCAUGAUCCACUAGGAGUGACAAGAGCAUGGAAUGAUUCUGCAGCGCUGUGCCAAUGGAAAGGCAUUACUUGUGGUAGAAGGCACCAAAGGGUCACCAUGCUUGAUUUAAGCAACCAAAAGUUGGGAGGUACCGUAUCUUCCCAUAUAGGAAACCUCAGCUUCCUGAGCUUUCUCUACCUCGAAAACAAUAAUUUCCAUGGAGAAAUCCCACCAGAGAUUGGUCGUUUGUCGAGGUUAAAAAUUCUCAAGCUUGGUAGUAAUUCCUUUCAUGGUAGUAUCCCACCGGAGCUUGGAAACUUGAAGAAGCUUGAGAUAUUGAUGCUUUAUAUAAAUUACCAUCUUACCGGAGAAAUCCCUGUGUCUUUAGGGAAUCUCUCAGCUCUCUAUGGCCUUGGUUUCGGAGACAAUAGCUUGCAUGGAAGGAUCCCUGAUACCCUGAGCAAACUAAAACGCUUGGCAUUUCUUGAACUGGAAGAUAAUCAUUUAUCUGGUCUAAUUCCCCCUGCAGUUUUUAACAUCUCUUCUCUCAAAGUCAUCGAUGUAGGAGGUAAUCAGUUCCAUGGAACUAUUCCAUCUAACAUAGGUUUCAGUCUUCCAAACCUGAAAAACCUUACUCUUGGUGAUAAUAAUUUCUUUGGACGUCUACCAGAAUCAUUAUCUAAUGCCUCAAAGCUUGUGAAGUUUGAUAUCUCUGGAAAUUAUUUCAGUGGGGAAGUAUCCUUUACUUUUAGUGGCCUGAAAAAUCUAUCAAAACUGAACUUUGGUACAAAUAAUCUGCGUGGUAGUCUAGAUUUUCUGACCUCCCUAACCAAUUGUAGUAGGCUGCAAGUUUUAGGUCUGGGUAGAAAUCAGUUUACAGGAAAGAUUCCAUCUUCUGUAGCCAACCUCUCAAUAAUCAUGACAGAAUUAUCAUUAAGGUUUAAUCAAAUAUCUGGCACCAUUCCUGUAGGGAUAACAAAUCUUGUCAAUUUAAAUCUACUUCUUAUAGAGUUUAAUCAAUUAACCGGCCAUAUCCCUCCAUCCAUUGGUAACCUUAAAAACUUGCAGGAUCUAAACUUGGGUAUGAAUAAGUUAACAGGCAGAAUUCCAGCGUCAAUAGGAAAUAUAUCAAUAUUAACAGUGCUUGAUUUGGAAUAUAACUCUCUGUGGGGUAGCAUACCUCCAGAAAUUGGAGAAUGUCAAAGUUUGACGGAAUUGUACUUAGCUCACAAUGGGCUCACUGGCUCUGUUCCCCAUCAAAUUUUUAGCAUUAGGACACUUUCUAUUAUUUUGUCCCUGCAUGACAACCUUUUAUCAGGUUCUUUUCCUUUAGAAGUGGGAAACUUGGAGAAUCUUGUUACAUUAGAUAUUUCAGGUAACAGAUUUUCAGGUGAGAUUCCCAGUACUCUUGGAGGUUGUACAAGCCUGAAAAUUCUUCUAGCAAAGAACAAUCAUUUCGAUGGAAGCAUUCCUUCUUCAUUGGGUUCCCUGAGAAGUAUUGAAAUGAUAGACUUCUCUCAAAACAAUUUGUCUGGCCAAAUUCCAGAGUCUCUCGAGGGGUUAUCGUUCUUGAAACACUUAAACCUAUCCUUCAAUGCCUUGGAAGGGAUGGUACCAAGAGGAGGGGUUUUCAAGAAUGCAACAGCAGUUUUGGUAUCUGGUAAUAAGAAGCUUUGUGGAGGAAUAGCUAAACUUGAGCUACCGUCAUGCCACUUCAAGGAAUUCAAGAAAUCAAAAAUAAUCUUGAUUGUUCUUGGAUUUCUUGGACUCUUUUCCCUGUCAUGUUCUGUGAUUUUUUCUUGGUUGAAAAAUAAAAGAUCCAAGAAAAAGCCUAGUUCAUCAGCACUGUCCUUGAUGGAUUCAAUUCUAAAGGUCUCCUAUGGCCAACUCCUGAAAACAACUGAUGGAUUCUCAUCAGCCAAUUUGAUUGGCAGAGGAAGCUUUGGACAUGUCUAUAAAGGAGUUCUCAGCCAAGGCCAAGACAGAACUGUUAUUGCAGUGAAAGUGAUGAAUCUUCAAAACCAAGCAGCUUCCAAGAGCUUUCUUUCUGAGUGCAAAGCCUUGAGAAAUAUCAGGCACCGUAAUCUUGUCAAGAUCAUAUCCGCUUGUUCCAGUGUUGAUUUUCGAGGUAACUCUUUUAAAGCUCUUGUCUACGAAUUCAUGGCAAAUGGUAGCUUAGAGAGAUGGCUGCACACAUAUCCUGAAUCAAACAGAGAGAAUGGUGAACGACCAAAGAGCUUAAACUUUCUUCAAAGACUAAACAUAGCCAUAGAUGUGGCUUCUGCACUUGAUUAUCUCCAUCACCAUUGCCACAGUCCUAUAGUCCACUGUGACCUGAAACCAAGCAACGUCCUCCUUGACGAAAACAUGGUUGCCCAUGUAGGAGAUUUCGGGUUAGCCAGGUUUCAUCCAAAAAUUAUAAACAGAUCUAGCGCAGAUCAAACUAGUUCGCUUGGUCUAAAGGGAACAGUUGGUUAUGCUGCCCCAGAAUAUGGCAUGGGAAGUGAAGUGACCAAAAGCGGUGAUGUUUAUAGCUAUGGGAUACUCUUAUUAGAAAUGUUCACAAGGAAACGACCAAUUGAUGAUAUGUUCAAAGAUGGUUUCACCCUUCUCGAUUUCACAAGAAGGGCAUUGCCUGAAAAUGUGCAUCAAAUUGUGGAUCCUUUACUGCUACAUGAAGCUAAUCUUGAGGGAGGAGAAGCAUCUACCAGCAAGAAUCCUAUGCCAUCACGCAAAUCACCCAAAGAUCGAAUUGACAUUACUGAUGCAGCUAAUGAAUUACAUUCAGUCAGGCAAAAGAUUCUUCAGAAGGAACUCCGUGCAACAAGAUAG